Molecule: messenger RNA, 1023 nt
Organism: Daldinia childiae
Lineage: Eukaryota; Fungi; Ascomycota; Sordariomycetes; Xylariales; Hypoxylaceae
Product: Malate dehydrogenase, mitochondrial
Exons: 3
Coding region: 1-1023 (340 amino acids)
Biological process (GO): malate metabolic process; tricarboxylic acid cycle
Cellular component (GO): cytoplasm; mitochondrion
Molecular function (GO): L-malate dehydrogenase (NAD+) activity
Source: RefSeq, a predicted model, not a curated record
AUGGUUCUUGCACGAGCUGUUUUCGGUGGUGUUCAACGCCGAGCUUUCUCGGUCUCGGCGCGAAACCUCUCCAAGGUCACCGUUCUUGGUGCUGCCGGUGGUAUCGGCCAGCCGCUCUCUCUUCUAUUGAAGCUCAACCCUAGGGUAACUGAGCUUGCUCUUUACGAUAUCCGCGGCGCUCCUGGUGUUGCUGCUGAUGUCUCCCACAUCAACACAAAGAGCACCGUCAAGGGCUAUGACCCCAGCCCCACAGGCCUUGCCAACGCCUUAAAGGGCAGUGACAUCGUCCUCAUCCCUGCCGGUGUCCCCCGAAAGCCAGGCAUGACCCGUGACGAUCUUUUCAACACCAACGCUUCCAUCGUCCGCGAUCUUGCCAAGGCCGCUGCCGAGUCUUGCCCGGAAGCUAACCUUCUCAUAAUCUCCAACCCUGUCAACUCCACCGUCCCCAUCUGCGCCGAAGUUUUCAAGGCCCGUGGUGUCUAUAACCCCAAGCGUCUCUUCGGUGUUACCACCCUUGACGUCGUUCGCGCCAGCCGAUUCGUCAGCGAACUUAAGAGCAGCGAUCCUAAGGACGAGAAUAUCACUGUCGUUGGUGGUCACUCCGGUGUUACUAUCGUCCCUCUCUUCAGCCAGAGCGGCCACCCCGACCUGACCUCCAAUGCUGAGCUUGUGAAGCGCGUCCAAUUCGGUGGUGACGAGGUUGUCAAGGCUAAGGACGGUGCCGGUUCCGCUACUUUGUCCAUGGCUAUGGCUGGUGCUCGCAUGGCCGAAUCCCUUCUCCGCGCCUCCCAGGGCGAGAAGGGCGUCAUCGAGCCCACCUUUGUCGACAGCCCGCUCUACAAGGACCAAGGCAUUGAAUUCUUCGCCUCAAGAGUCGAGCUCGGCCCCAACGGUGUUGAGAGGAUCCUUCCCGUCGGUGAGGUAGACGCCAAUGAGGAGAAGCUCCUAGAGGCGUGCUUAGGUGACCUCAAGAAGAACAUCGAAAAGGGUGUUGCUUUUGUCGCCUCCAACCCUCCCAAAUAA